Porites lobata is the source of this 5299-nucleotide messenger RNA. Lineage: Eukaryota; Metazoa; Cnidaria; Anthozoa; Scleractinia; Poritidae. The record is from the annotation of a GenBank genome assembly.
AUGUCGUCAGAAGGUGCUAAUUCGCUUGAAUUCGUCUCCAGUAAAUAUGACGACCUUGUCGCCUUCAAACAUUUGGCAAUAAAGAAAUCAAAACAAAUUAAUGAGCUCACCGCCAACCUUGAUGUAACGGGAAACAUUUCUGCUGAUAUGACCUAAAAGUUUACACAUUCCUUCAUGAGUGGUUUACCUGGAUAUUCUAUUUUUUUUUUGGUUUAAGUAUUAAUUUGUUAGUAAGGGUUCAAUUUGUUGUUCACUGUUUUAUGUAUUUUUACUGCCUGACCUAUUAAAUUGGUGUUGUUUCCUAAUUCAUAGCAUGCCACUGUUCUUUUUUUCAAGCGAGGUACCUUGUAGCUGAAUCUUAGAUCUUCCCAAAGUUUCCAUACUGAGCAACCAUCGCACCAAGCAUUCCGAACGUUUCAGAUCGGGUUUUUCAGUUCUACUUUUCGACGAAUUCGCACAGAAAUGCUCGCGACACAGGCUUAUGACACUACCUUGCCACUCGAGCAGAUAUCUUUGUUACAGUAUUAGUAUUAUUUAGAGACCGGUGAAACACAUGGCAUGACAUGGAGACAGAGGAGUGGAGACUCUGUGCCUUUCGAUUGUAUUGAUUUAGAUCAUGUUGCAUAUUUCAUUUUGACUAAUUCAGCCGGUCUGCAUACAUCUGUUGUAUUGACGAGGGUGAGCGUAACCACCAGCCCUGAAUCAAAUCGAAGCUCUAAGAGGAGCCGGUUAACAUAGUUACGAAAUCCUAAACAUUUGAUUGCGCUAUUUGGUUUAUCAAAGAGUUAGCCACUGAAGACCGAUCGAUCCGUAUUCAGCAUAUAAUGAGCUGAUAUAAUCUAGAACGGCUGAAGAGAUUCUGCCCAGCAAAAUGCAAAGGCAGGAAAAAAGUUAAAAUCAUUAAAAUGAUAGUAUAUUCUUUCUAAUCGCUGAAUCGGCACAUGACAAAACAGACAAAAGGUGAGCUAUGCAUUUGAGCCGUUACAAAGAAGCUGAAAGAAGGCGUAAGACGCCGAUCUUUUCAUGUGCUGAUUCAACACGUUAGGUUCGGCGCAUGAAAAGUUGUCUGUGGCCAAAGCAGUAGACCGAAUAUGCCGAAUCGUUGGACCUUACGAAAUAAAACAGUAUAAAGCUCAGACCGGUGAGGCGGCGGUUCGAUUACACUGAUUACAAAAACUGAAAAAUUAUGUCGCAAAAUCUAGAAACGAACAGGGAGAUCUUAUCGAAUGAGGUGUACAUAGAAGACGUAUAAUGAAAAAAGACCACUUCUCAAUACAAACAGAAAACGAAUAAGAUAGAAAGGCCGGAAAGCUAAAUGAAUUCUUCCAUUCUUUGGUUUUAAAAUGUCCUAAAAUCGUAGCCACGUUACAGUGAAAUUCCUCCUCUUUAGGGUCCCAAAAACAGUUAGGUUAAAAUGAAGUAAACCUUACCUGAAUUAACGUUUUAAAGAUAGUUGAAUAUAAGCGAAUGAAAUCUCCAUGUAGAAUGCAAGCAUCCCAAAGCGACAAGCGAAUCAAACCUCUAAGCUCAGCGAGUCUUUUCUUGCAGUGCGGUGCAAGAAAUCAACGGCAAUUCGGUUGAAUAAGGGUGACGUUGGUGGUGCUGAUUUGACACAGUCCAGCUGUGCGCAACAAAAGAACUAUUGUUUGCAACGCACCACAACAUCUGACCUUCUCUUCUUUCUGUCCUAUUAAACCCAUCAGGUUAUCACUGCUCUGAGGUUAUCAACACUGUGAACACCCACUUCCUGAUUUUCCUGAUAGGCGAGAGAAAACAGAGAAAAAGCAAUUCACAUUAUUCGGAGAAUUUUGGGAAAUUAUACCGAUUUUCUUAACCAUAUAGUACCUGCAGACUGAGAAACAAGCCCUCUGAGCUUUAUAUUCCGAAGCAACUUGAUGAAAGACCAUAAAAAAUUUGCCCGAUUUGUGUUUCAGGUGUUUGACCACUUCCACACUGACUUCCAGCAGUGCGUGUUCUGCUGUUCAGGCUGUUGUUUUCGAUAAGUUAUUUUUUUAAACAUUUUUUUUUCAACUUAACGGUUUGAACAAAGGUACCAAACGGCGACGAUUCUCAUUGACAGCAGUGCUGUCACUUCGUUUUUAGUUUUUAAAAUCUGUGAUGUUUUUGCUAGUAACUACCGUAAUCAGUUUGUAAUCAAUGUGUUCACCAUUUUCAGCUGACCAUUCACAGCAUUCAGACCAUUCACCAGCUCAUUCACCAGACUGACUAGAUUCACGAUCAUCGCCUUGCCUUGCAAAGCCACACUGAACACACUGCACUGAGUGCAAACCGCUUGUAUUUUCCGCAGUUUCCGGAAAAAAACUACCCAGGAAAAAACUGAGUCUGCGGUGCAGACGACUCGAGAACUAAAUCAGCAGUCCUCCGAGUCCCAGUGGUCGAUGAGUGGUUUCUCUUUCACCGAAAAAAAAACAAAAAAAAAACGCCUGAUCACAUCAGAUCACAUAGCCUGCGAACAGUAGACACUGAGUAGACUUUAAUAUUUCCUGAUAUGUCCGGUCGUUACUUCUCUCUGAUACUAGGAGCGUUGCGUGACGACACUAAAAACGGCUUUGUAGCAGACUACCGCCCUGGGCGCUUAUUAAAUUUUUGGACCUUGAGAGUGGACGCCUAUUCUAGGUGGGCGUUUAUUCAAGGCUGGGCCCUUAUUGAAUGUUCACCAUUUUCAGCAAGUGUAGUACGUUUAUUUUGCAACAAAACAAUAAAUGGUAACAACAAAACGAGAAGAUGUAACAAUGCAAGGUUUCUGUAAAAUACUCUGAAGAAAACUCCGUCUUCGGGGAAGUGUCUUAUUAGUACUUAUUCAAUUUUUUUUUGUGUCGGAGGAGGAAUGGGGGCAGGAGUGGUCGCUUAUUUUAGUUUGAGUGGAAAGGGGAGGGUUGUGAGGUGUGGGUGGGCGCUUAUUCGAGGCUGGGUGUUUAUUAACCCGCAGUUCUGCCUCUAGGAUGGGUGCUUAUUCGAGGUGGGCGCUAAUUCGAGGUUGGGCGCUUAUUCGAAUAAAUACGGUAUUUUUUAGCGUGUUACGGGUUUUUUUCGUUCUACAUCAACUAUGUACAUAGCCCGCUUCCCAUCCCAAUGAUAGUAGCAACAGCAAACGAGAAAAAUUAGGUUUUCCACUCGGGUAAAAUAUAAUGCAAAGUAAAUGCAAUGAGUAUAAUAGGCAACAGUCUGAACACAGUAGAUCGCUGGACUUGGCGCGCGCUGCGACCACAGAAAAGUUCAGUUGAAAAAUGGCAGACCAAACUAUAGUAUAUCCACUUUAUUCAGCUUAGUCGAUUUUCACCCGAACUUGAAUAUGCAUUGUUUUCAAUUGCCCAUCUAGCUUCAUUCAGUGUUCAGUCGUUCUCUGACUGCGGCUUUGCAGUCGCGAAAUCGUAUGCACCUGCCGAACCUUUCGAACCUUUGUUCGGAUCAGGAUUGCUGUGUUCCUUAACUCUCACUGCAAAACAAAUAUGACACACUGAUGACAAACAAGGAAAAAAACAUAAUCAGUGUCAGAAGUCUCACUGCAGUCUUGCACCUGUUAGAAAAAGAAACAGCUGAAGAAAGAUGAACCCAUCAGACCCAUCACUGACACAUUAUAUUAUAGCCAACUCAUCAGCAGACUCAUAUCCAGCCCAACGCGCAAUCGUGUUAUAACAGGAAUAAUUCAGCCUGAUAAUUCACUGUAAUCGUCAGCUGAUAAUUCACCUAAUAAUUCAGAUAAUUGUAAAUUAUUAUCUAUACUUGGAGGAAUCUCCAGACUCCAGAAUCUUCGUUAUUCCAGUGUUCUGAAUGUUUUCUUACCAAAUUUCUGUUUCAGCAAUUACCUGUAAGGACACACUGACGCCGAAACACAGGAAACAGUACCUGAUUUAAACAGUUGUUUAAACUGUUUAAACUGUUCAAAGAACUGUAAUAAAGAGCGUAAUCUUCUGAUCUUUCUGAUCUUUACUACUGGACCUAUUCGGCCUAUUCUUCAGAUUCCCCCCAUCAGCUGUCCUCUCCUAUUACCUUAGCACCCAGAGCACCUUACCCCUCGGGGACGAACAGAAAAAACAGAACAGAACACUGAAAAAACACUGAGCCGUGCCCUGGGCUAUUCCAACUGAUCCCAACUCUGCCAACUGCCUUAGCUGACUGCGUUCAAUGUGCGUUGUAAUCAGUCAGUGCCAUGCCGUAUUUCAGAUUUUUCCGUAAGUGCCGUGCGAAUUGAGUUUGGCAGGGUACAAGACGUUUGAAACUGGCUUUAAAAUCACUUAAAUACCUUUUCUUUUACACCUAGAAUUUUCUAUACACUCAUUAGACGUUUCAACUGGCUUUAAAAUCACUUAAAUGCCUUUUCUUUUACACCUUGAAUUUUCUAUACAUUCUACGUCGCCCUAGAAAAUUCGGAGACAUUCUCACACUAGAUAAAGUUUUCGGAGAAAACUUGAAAGGACCCCUAAAAAUUUCGGUCAAGGGAAAGCUCGUCAGGUAAUCUCACGUUUUCGGAAAGCUUUCACUGUGGGCUGUUAUUUUCGGGAAAGGCGAAAAACAGCCCUAAAAAAUUCGAGAGGGUCAAACCACUCCUAGGACGACCGAACAGAUCAAAUUUUUUUAGCGAUGCGAAUUAUUCAUUUAUAUUGCUUUUAAAGCACUACAGGAUGCAUAACGAGCCAUUUCAGAUCAUUUUCCAGAAAACGGUCGUUGGGUGCCCCUGUUCAAAGACGAAGCGGUGAAGCAAAUCAAACAACUGUUUACUGGAGUCGCCGAAAUCUCCAUUCUCUGCGACCGAAUUGCUAAAUCCAUCGACACUCUUGAAGCAUACAGUUACCAGUUUAAUGUCAAAAUUGUGGGUAUGCCAGCUACAACGCAAAAUGAAACCUCCGAUCAAACUGUCGCUCUCUGCCUCAGGAUGUUUGAAGCCCUUGGAGUUGAAGAUGUUUCGCUUAACGACAUCGAUAUUGCUCAUCGGAUACCGAGCCGUUCUGCCUCGAACAGGCCGAAUGCUAUCGUUUGCAAAUUUACUCGAAGACUGGCAAAGGGAAAAGUUAUGGCUGCGCGAAGGAGAUUGGAGAACCUCGAGGCGUCACAGUUAGGCUUCCCUGACGAUUUUGAUAUCAGUCAUAUUAACUUGUAUGAUCAUCUAACUCCUCGACUACAGGAGCUUCUCUUCGAGAGCAAGAAAUACAAGGACGCCAAUAACUUCAAAUUCUGUUGGGCGAAAAACGGAGCUGUCUGUCUGCGCAAAACGGAAACAUCAACAGUCAUAAAGCUAACAAGCCUAGACGAAUUAAAUGAACUGAGGGAGUCACGAUAA